CUUCGCGAGAUGACUUUCCGAAAAUAUUUGCCUUUGGUGAUUCCUUUAGUAUUUUUCAAAGGUUCCGCAUCAAUUACAACCAAUUUGACAAAUAAUUACGCAGAAGUUUUAUGGAAUUUGUCUAACGUCGCACUUCAAAGUCGUCAAAAUUAUCCCAACUUCCCUUACCAACAAAAUCAACCACAACGUUACAAACCAUACAAAUACGGGUAUGGUUAUCCCGAAAAAUACGUACCGUAUUAUCCGGAUUAUCUAACGAAUGAAGUGAUACCACCCUACAGACCAUAUAGAUAUCCACCGGCACCACACAAGCAACCCAUAAGGCCAACUCAACAAACUAUCAUGGACGCAUUGUUUUCGAUAGCACAGAAUGACGAUCUACAGUGCGUCCCAAAAUUAGUUUGUGAAUUAGCCUCCGGUACGAUGACAAGUAGACAACGACAAGGAUUAAACUUACCACUCAAUAUAAAUGGUGACACUCUACUGGCAUUCAUCUCCAGUUUGAAUAGCGCCCAUUCUUCUCCAGUGUUACACUUCGGAAAGGCAGCUGUCUUGGGAUUCGCUGCUAAGCGCAACACGGGAUCAUGUUCCGCAUUUUACUCGAGAUGUCCGUCAGAUCCGGAAAAACUUAUACAAUACUUAAACAACCACAACGGUGGAUUUUUCAGAUUUUUCCAAGGACUCGGCCAACAGAACAAUGACGCUCAUUAUCAAAAGCAAUUUGCUGAGAAGCGCAUUUUAAAUCAACCGUUUAAUGAAUUUAAAUACUACGAUAACAGCGAUGAUUUAUCCAAUAAUAUUCAAUCUGAAGUCAAAUUCCCAGAAUAUAAUUCACGCUUAUUAUCCCAAUUAGUGUUUCCAUAUUUUGAUGAACCAAAAAUAAACAGAGACGUCGAAAAAUUACACUUUCCGAAUGAUGACAAAGUGCCUUACAGAAAAUCUAAAAAAUUGAAUUUCGAUACCGUAGUGUUCGAAAACCAUGAGAACCAUUUGGAUAUACAAAAACCAUUGCCCAAUCACGUUCCCGAUCCCCAUAUAUUUCCGGAUCGUACCGGAACCGGAGAACUCAAAUUGGAUUUUCACCAUCACUAUACCAGAGAUACACCUUAUUUUAGCUUUCCAAAUUAAAUCAAAAAUUCAAAAUAA
Molecule: messenger RNA, 1146 nt
Organism: Cylas formicarius (sweet potato weevil)
Lineage: Eukaryota; Metazoa; Arthropoda; Insecta; Coleoptera; Brentidae
Exons: 3
Coding region: 10-1128 (372 amino acids)
Source: RefSeq, a predicted model, not a curated record